AUGUGUCUGUUGCUUGCCGUCAGUGUGUCCUUGGCUCCAUAGACAAGCAGCAGGUUAGCUAGACAGCUACCACUGGAUUUGACAGCUAUAGGAAGCCAAAGCGGAGGGCACCAUUAAGGGGAGCAGUAUCAUUUUCAUCCAGAAAGGAGAGUCAACAGUCACAUAUAAGUCAAGAUGGCUUUCUUGAUCAAGAGCAUGAUUGGGAACCCCCUGUCAGGAAUGGGUCUUGGUGGUGGAGGUGACAAAGAAGAGGAGGCCACCCCCUCAGAUCCAGCCAAAGCAGCAGGGAUGACACGCGAGGAGUAUGAAGAGUACCAAAAACAGUUGGUGGAGGAGAAGAUGGAGAGAGAUGCAGAUUUCUUACACAAGAAGGCAGAGAGGGCGACACUCAGGGUGUGCCUCAGAGAAAAAUACAGACUGCCAAAGAGCGAGCAGGAUGAGAACAUGAUUGAGAUGGCCGGGGACGACGUGGACGUACCUGAGGAGCUGCUCAAGAUGGUGGACGAGGACGCCACGGAGGAGGAGGGCAAAGACUCCCUCAUGGGCCAGAUUCAAAACUUGCAGAACAUGGACAUGGACCAGCUGAAGGAGAAGGCCUCAGCCACCGUCACCGAGCUGAAGAGCAAAGCGGAGGAGAAGUGCUCUGUCAUGUGAAUG
Molecule: messenger RNA, 657 nt
Organism: Lates calcarifer (barramundi perch)
Lineage: Eukaryota; Metazoa; Chordata; Actinopteri; Centropomidae
Gene: cplx4a
Product: complexin 4a
Exons: 3
Biological process (GO): regulation of neurotransmitter secretion; synaptic vesicle exocytosis; neurotransmitter transport
Cellular component (GO): SNARE complex; terminal bouton
Molecular function (GO): syntaxin binding
Source: RefSeq, a predicted model, not a curated record